CGCACAUGUGUGUAUCGUACGCCCACGCUCCUUGGGCCCGGUCGCCCAUGUCCCCCGUGUUGCCGAUUGCCGCGCCACGGAUACUCCCCGCUCGGCAUGCUCCCCCUGAUGCUGGCGCAUUCGAUGUGCAUCUGCCCGGGCACUUGUCCCCUUCGCGUGUAUUUCCUACCCCGUGGGCCGUUGCUCGGCCCACGAUACCGGUGACCUGGACUCCUUCCUGCUUGGCCAUUGCCAGCUCGCGCCCGAGGCGCCCGUUCGCCGACAGUUCGUCCUGGAUCCCUCCCGCAGCUCCCAAGGCCAGGCAAUCUCGCAUAUGAGCCACCAGCAUCACUUGCCGCUGCCUGCCUGGGCGCUGUUCCAUCUCGAACGUGUCCGGCAUCUACAUGCCACCUCCACCAAGCCCGCUUGGUUGCUGCUCGCUCGCGGUCACGAUCCUGGGCCGCCAGACGGCCGGAUGGCCAUCCUCCCUAAAUUGGCGUCCGCAAGAACCUGCACCGAUGGCGCUUCCGGCGUAGCACGCAACCGGGACACCCUCACUCACAAGAACCAUCUGAAAGUGGAAGAUGCCCGCGUGCUGCCCAAAAAGCUUGCCGAGCCUGCCAAUCUGCGAGGUUUUCUCGCCGGCAAGACCAGGGCUCUCGAUGGCAGGACGAGUAAGCAGACAUUGGCCCUGAAACAUCAUCCCCCCCCCCCCCCAACUCAAGGGCUUUUCAAAGGCCCUGACAUGUCCAGUAGUCCCUCGUGUUGGGCUUCUUCGCGAUGGUAAACAUCCACCGGCGCCCUCCAAACAACCAAUUGGUACUUGCAUCUCGAAAUAUGGCAUCAAGUGCAUCCACGAUGGAGUCCUCUUCCAUGUGGGUCUCUCCAGCGCUGCGAUACCGCCAGAGUGGCCCGCGCUUCACUCCUACCUCGAGGGCCUGUUGACCUGUCUCACUCGCGAGCGCCCGAUGCCCUCUCGGGGCACCGGUGCAUGGUGCCUGUACAGCCGUCAACCACCGCCUGGGCGCCCUGCAAAUCCCAGCAGGGAGCUCGCUGCCCCUGCGAUGGCUGGUGGAGAAAAUCGAGCUGCUCGGGCACCGCAGUCUCUUGCCACCGAACGCCGGCCCUCCGCUCAGCCCUCCAGGCCCAGUUCCAGACCCCAUCAUGCACGCCCGGCUGUGAUCACUCCUGGCAGCGGGGCUGGUUCCAUCGCCGCCCCCCACCAUGACCCGAGCUGUGUUUGGUGGCAGUUGCUACGGUCUAAAAUCCAGCAUCUCACGCCCGUCGCCCGGGCAGGCCACUUCUCCGUCUACCGGCUCCCCCGCUGGACCUUCCCCCACCUGCCAUAAGGCCUUCGCCCCGGUCCAGCCCCCUGUGCCUUACACAGUCAACGCUGUUUCGCCUGUCCUUCAGUUCGGGUUAUGCUGGGAAGUCUGCCGACCUCCAAAGCAUCCCUCCUGUCCAGGCUCUCAUGACCGACCACAGUACCCGGCGCUUCAAGUUAAGCCACAGUUUGCCCCUCCUGCCACAAUUUGCCAUGCAACGCGACACCAACAUUUGGCUUCCCGUGCGCAUGGCUCGCUAUGUGACACAUAUCUUGGCCACACAGACCUCUCAUCCACCCCAUGACUACCAACUCCAGAGCAUCAGCGAUCGAUUUUCCAUUCCAGCCAUGAUCAAUGGUCUGCUCCCCGGCGGUGACAGCUCCCCCGCCCACACCUAUUCCAUGACAAGUCACAGAUUGGUUGUGACCACCCUCCUCGAAAAGGUGGACAUUCUUCUCCAACAGGAAAACCAUGCGCAUAAGGAUUCCACCAGCUCCAUUCCCCUAAUGAUGUUGCUCGCCUCGACGGCCGCGGCCGACCUCCGGCCUGUUAAUGACGACACCAAUCUCCGAUUCCUUCAGGAUCUGACACUCAUGCUAGAUUCCCUCUCCCAAGAGAGUCCAAGAAUUCCCGAAAACCUGAAUCUGUCCCAGGAAGGUGCACAUAGUGCUGUCAAAGACUUUUUGACCGACAUGUCCAACAAGUCGGCUCUCGAGACCAUCAUUAUGCGGUGUCUGAAGCGCUUACAGGCCCUUUACGUGGACAGCAGUCCGAAUGUCAAUCUCCUCACCUCCACUGGUCUGACGACUUGGCUGCCACCUUCGCCACACAACCACCUUCCCCAAGACCGAGAUCAUCCUACUCGUGCUUCAAUCGACGACCGGCCUCCCAGCGCUAAAAAGCCUUCCAACAUGCCUGAUCCUGCCAUGGGCGCCAUUCAGCACAUGAAUACCUUCUUCUUUACCCAGGCUGUCUUUGCCUCUUGGUUGGGCAUUUACUCGGCUCUGUCCGGUCGCCAGCAGGCCCUGCGUCUUCUUGCCGCCACGACUACCUGCUCCCUUGGCCCGGAUGACAUUCUUGUUAGCUAUCUCGUCCGCCAACUAGAGAAUAUCUCCCUAUGGCAUCAUUAGGGCCUCUUUCAUUUUCGUGCCUUCAUUCCUCCCCCUCCUUCCCCUCGCUUAGUCCCUCCAGUUUUCUGGUAUUUGCUUUUAAGGCCAUGUACUGUCAAUAUAUGCAAUAAUAAAUAUGUUUCCCGAGCGCGUUUACACCCCGCCCCCAUGAGCGUAGAUCAGUACUUUACCAUCGUUUCUAACCUACCAAGGCGCAAGUGGGGCAAAUGAUAGUGUGCUUGUACACGACAUGGAAGGACCCCCGUCGCCCCCCCCCCCCCCAGGUGAUGUGACCGAGCCUUGGAAGAGGGUCCGGAUUGAAAGAGGACCGGCGUCCACACCAGUACUCGAUCCCGGUCCCCGGGCCAAGAGCGAGGGCUGAUGGAGCCUCGACGAAGACGCGCAUUCUCUUGACACAUCGUCAGGGGCACGAGGACAUUUUUGACCAACUGGGCGUCUACCCUCCCAGGAUGCUCAAGAAGAGGGCAAGAGCAAAGGCAGCCAAAUACAUCUUUAAAUGAAUGCAAGACAGCCAAAGAUCCCCCCCCACAGGCGCCUUCCUCCUCGCGGGACGGCCAGUUGCAAGCAAUCGCGCCUGUGCCAGACGACGGCAUCCGCUGGUCUCGACAGUCGGGCGUUGCUCGGCGGCCGUGAGACAGGGCCCAUGUUCCGGGCAAUCGGCCAAAUAAAAGACACUGACCCGGGAGUACCAAUGCUGGGCACGCAGUACCACGCACAUCCCUUGAAAAUCGCAGGGUCGCCAAGCGCCAAAAUCAAACCUCCCCAUCUCUUUCGCCGAGCCAAGAGCCGAAGCGUACGACUGGCAUCGCAGCGCUCGACUAGUUUUCGGACGAGCAAGGCUCUCACAGCUGGCCCUUGACAUUCCCUUGCUCAGGGCUUGAUGAUCAUCGAAAAAGCAAACAUCCCAACAGCACACGGUCGUUACAGAACCGGACCGCGCUCGCUUACUCGCCUCUGCAACCCCCUCGCAGGCGAACAGCCCCGGCGGGCAAGAUCGACUCGCCGGGGUUGCAAACAUUCCGACACUACGCCGAGACCCGCAGCUCGAGGAAGAACGCGGCAGUCAUGGGAGGUGGUGUGACGCCACCUGACUGCCUCGUGUCCGAGGAGAUGCGAGCCUCUCGCUCGGCAAACCGUGGCCUCAUGGGGCCCUAUGCGCCAAGAGUGGGGGGAUGGAGGGCGACAGGCGCCAACAAGGAGGCGUCCGAGUCCGCUUGGAGCUCCACCCUCCUCGCAUGUAUAAAUUAAGCCAAUGGGUGUCUUGUGCCUCCGCAAUCGGCCAUGCCUGUGACCCAUCAGGGCAGUCUCAUUCGUAGGGGUGGCAUUGUGCCCAUCAGCUGUCUGUCCGACGAAGGGCCCCAUUCCGGAUGGGGCGACCACCACAUAUGCGGGCACCGAUGCAAGGGUCCUUUUAGCAGGGUGGAAAGCGAUCCAUUUUCCCGCUCUCCAGGGGAAUGGCGACCGGGAUCCUGCGCGACCCAUUCACAUGCCCACAAGCAGUGUCCUAGAUCUGCUGGGGCCUCAGUUGGGAGGGAGGAAAUUCCACCGCCAGGACAUCCCGGCAGGCUGUGUCAGCAAUGCCGGCGACAACAGCGACAUAAGCAGGGGCAAAGGCUUGCCGAAUCGAGUAAGUCCCUGAGCAAGCAGAUCCAAGCGUAAAGUUCGUAAAUGAGGAUACCCAUGCUGGGGGCCAAGAAAUGCCCCAGGCCAGGCUGCCCGCCGGCUGACCACGGGCCGACUCGGGGCAGCUCGGUCAGCGAGGGACCCCCGGCGCGCCGAACCCAUAGACCUCGCCAUGUGCGACCGAUGGCCGCGUGCAUGGCCCACCCCAGCUCCGGGGCACCUCCCCGUUGGCGUGCCUUUUCUCGAGUUCACGAGAAAGAGCCCCGUCGGAUCCACGCAGGGAUCCGGCUGCCAGAUCGCCGCCUGUAUGAUGGCAGACAGCCUGGCGGAUUGACAGCCGCGGCCCCUUGCACGACGCGCACUCCCAGCGGCGCAUGCUCCAUCGCGGUGCCGGAAACCAGACACCGAAGACCACCGGCCGGCACAGGGCCGCCGACAGGUGCGAGACAACGAAAACCAUCGGUCCCCGGGCACCAACGCCCCACAUCACCACAGCCUGACGCCAGGGCGAGGUGUGGCAUUUGCCCCUGCAGCGCCGCGGACCACACGCGGGCCCCUGGUGGAUGUCCUCGCCUGGGGGGGAGGUGGCACACCGCGUCGCGAUGCCCGAUGCUUUCGUCCUCACACGGCCCUCGGACUGCGUUUCUCGAGUGCGGCCUAGUGAUGGGUGUUUCGGGGUUUUAUCCUCCCUCCAUCUGAGCCGAGUCCGACGCCGCCCAAAUUCGACAUUCCACCCAACAACCCUUCCCUCCCCGGGCUGCGCGCGUGCGCGCAUCCUCCUGCCACCCUCCGCAUGGCCUGGCCGGGUGCUCGUCUGUCUCCUCCUCUCGCUUGCCAUGUUCCGGAACACCAGGAACUCGAUGCAGGCAUGGAGUUGGCCCCGGCGCUUGUGCAGCACUUUUGCGAAUGAACAAGCAGAAGCAACGAUUUCCAAGAGGCCCCAACUUCGGCAGCGGGCAUGGCUGUCGGGAGCCAGCCAUAGCGCACGGCGAGCACGUAGGCCGAGAAGCUGCCCGACGAGUCGAGGAUCGCCCCAGCCGGCGGCUGCCCCGUCCCUGUAGGUCAAACGCCCAAUUCCGCGCCCGAGUGUCUUUACACCGAGCAACGCAUCGAGCCUGCCCCGUGCACAGGCCCUCUCGCGGCCCCCAUACUUACUGUCGACGAUGCCAGGAGGAGGUGCGCCAAGAGGGAAUCGCGAACAUAGGGUAAUGCAACCAUCAGGCAGCGACGCCCCUGCAGCCCGGACAUCGUCAAGGACGAGUGGCCGUGACCUUCCUGGCCGGCCCCGCUGGGCCGGCCUACCGUAGGGCCAGGGCCCCCCCUUCGACGAGACAACCGAACAACCCAUCGCAUCACGCCCCCGGCGGCGACCGGGUGCCAGGUCCCGCAUUGGCCCCGCCCCCGUUACACCUCUCGGCGGGCGAGAUUUCAACGCGCGCAGGAGCCGGAGCGCAUCGGCUGGAUGCCACAACACCCUGGCGCGACAUGUCGCGCCAGG
Molecule: messenger RNA, 5555 nt
Organism: Fonticula alba
Lineage: Eukaryota; Rotosphaerida; Fonticulaceae
Exons: 2
Coding region: 1451-2434 (327 amino acids)
Source: RefSeq, a predicted model, not a curated record